UGACAGCUACAUCUUCCGGCGGACUAGGGAUGUCAAGGAGUUGUUCCGCUGUCAGCUGAAAAUGGACGCGGAUACAGAGAAAACUCAGAUCGUCGGCGCGGGUAAAGCUACAUCUGCAGGCCCGCUAUAUCAUGACAGUACGCAGACUCCUCUAAUGAGGGGUUUGCAACUUACAUUUGUGUCUCUUGUGGUGCUGAUGGUUUUGAUAAGCAUUAUUUUGAGUAUUGCUCAGAGCGUCCAAGUCCCCAUGAACACUGGUGUGUACUUGCUGCUAGGAAUAAGCCUGCUGGGGUUUGCUGUUAUUGAAGUGAUUUUGAUUGUAUUCAUUCGCCAAGGUGAGCUUCCCAAAGAAAGAAUGUGGUUUUUGUAUGUUGUUGGAUUCUGCAUUCUAUUAGAGGCUAUUUUUACAGAUAUACUUCUUUAUCAGCAAGGAAAAUAAGAGAGUGGGAGGCAGCUAUUCUGAUAGUGUCACCAUAUUAGUUGAAAGGACUUGGAUUUGCAGGAAUGGACUGAUUUACACCCUUUCAGCUGUUGACUAUUUAGCUGCUUUUAUAAAGGGUGUAUGAUUUUCAAAAAUCUUCCAAACAUUUACUGUGAUUUGCAAUAUGCAGGGCAUAUUGCAUCUUUUAAAGAUAUUUAAAAGUGGUUUUGUAAAAUAGUUAAAAAGAUGAAUGAGAAAACAGUACUUAUUGUGAAAUACAAAGUAUAAGUUGCCUGCACUGUGUCUCCUUUUGAUUAUUAGUUGAGAUAUUCCAGUGGUAGGAACUUGUUGGAAAGGAAAUCAUUGAGUUGAACAAGCAUCAGUAUGAGUUGUGGAGUAUAAUAUUGUAAGUGCACCCCUGGGCCCAGUUUCAUCAAUACAGGAUAGCGCUAUAUGCUGUGGAUAACACUAUCCAUCAGAUUAAAUUGUUAUCCUCUGGGCAAUUAUGCUGUGGGUAAAGUAAUGUUUAGUUAACAGCAAAUUCUUAUUUUUGUCUCAGAUAUUGCUUUCCAGUGGUUAAAAAAAGGCUGCUGUCCUCAAGAUAACUGUCCAGUGGAUAAUAAUUUUAUCCAAAGGAUAGUGUUAUCCAUAGGAUAACCACUAUCCAGUGUUGAUGAAAUGGGGCCCAGUAGAGCAAUCUUUCACACUGAAGUGACAUUUGCAUUGGAACUGAUGACAUGUUCCCAUUGCCAAAUUUGCUUAAAUUUUCAUUCCACACAGAGGAAUUCUUUAUUAUGAAACAUGAGUCUCGUAAAUGAUCAACUAUUACCAUGAUUUGGUAUUUGAUUUCACUUUUGGAUUAUACUGUUAUGUCAAAUUAUUUUUAUUACUGUUUCGUAUGCAUAAUUGACUGAUUUGCAAAGAGAUUCAUUGUCUACUACAUGUACAGUAGGUUCUACUUGCUGUUCAUCUUUACAAAAUUUGUAUUUUGUUUGAAUGUGAAUAAAAUAUAUAUUUCUGUAACAUUGUGAUUGAUUAAAUGUUUCAAUACACUGAAUUGUCUUUAUAAUCAAAUUAUACAGCAA
Molecule: messenger RNA, 1506 nt
Organism: Lingula anatina
Lineage: Eukaryota; Metazoa; Brachiopoda; Lingulata; Lingulida; Lingulidae
Source: RefSeq, a predicted model, not a curated record